CCUUCUUUCCUGCCAAAUCGAUACACCAUAACAAAAAAAAAGCCAAUAUGGGGAACAGAAAAAUUACACUAAGGACAGUUAAAAACCGAGAAAAUAUCCAUCCUUAUUCAAGGAAGGCACACCAGCUUUCUCGAGUUUAUCAACGUAGAGAAAAAAUGUCAGAGAAAGAAAAGAAAAAAGCCGCAAAUCCUAAAGGUGAACGCUGGGUAUGGUUUAGGUAUGCAUUUGAUGAAGAGAAGCCGGCUGCUACAAAAGCUGAAUUGCAAGAACUAGUAGAAAUUUACUUACAACGACAUGAUGAGGAGAUAAAUGAAUUGGAAGCAGCGAGAACAAGAGGACAUAAUAGAAAAGCCAAAACACCUCGGCAAGAAUUUUUAGAAGCAUUGAAAGAAAGUGAAACAAACGAAUACAUAGCAGGAAUGGAAUUACCGGAUAUGACAAAUGGCAAAAUGUUAAAGCUACUUCGAGAAUGGGAUGGGGAUAAGAAUGGUAUGUCACGUAUCAGGACCAUAAGAGUACACAAGCCUGUAACAACUGCAACAACUUCAAACGUCUCAACGGAAACAGCGCAGAAACAGAAUAACGAUACUACGAACAAUGAUGUUAAAAAGGCAGUAGAAACGGAUAGAAUGGAAGAGUAA
Messenger RNA from Mycotypha africana, 641 nucleotides. RefSeq lists its product as uncharacterized. The transcript has 4 exons. Lineage: Eukaryota; Fungi; Mucoromycota; Mucoromycetes; Mucorales; Mycotyphaceae. The coding region runs from base 48 to 641 and encodes 197 amino acids. Gene Ontology annotation, cellular component: nucleus. The record is from RefSeq and is a predicted model, not a curated record.